Molecule: messenger RNA, 955 nt
Organism: Botrytis cinerea B05.10
Lineage: Eukaryota; Fungi; Ascomycota; Leotiomycetes; Helotiales; Sclerotiniaceae
Exons: 4
Coding region: 69-839 (256 amino acids)
Source: RefSeq, a predicted model, not a curated record
GACCUUUUUAUGGCAAUAUAACAAUCAACCCCCAUCAAUUGCCAAAUUAAUCAGCGCCCUUUGGCAAAAUGCGUUCUCUUGGUCUCAACGCCUUUGCCGGUAUUCUUUUCUUUCUCGGUAGUCUCCAACUUGCAGCGACUGUCGCGGUUUUUAUCGAGCCCUAUGCUAAAAUUGCUCAAUUCCGAGCCACAGUAAUUGUACCUAAAGCACCAACAAUCCUUCAAGCCACUGGGAUCCAGUCAUUCUGGCCCGCAUUAGAGCCUGCAAACAGCAAUUCCAUCUUGCAAAUCGUAUUCGCUAAUGAGGGAAACACGGUAGGACGAUGGUCGUUUUUUGAGUAUUUCCAACUUGGAAAUGCAUCGGCUGGAGGUGAAAGAAUUCAUGGGAAGAAUAUUAAUGUUUAUCCGGGAGAUCUGAUCUCGAGUGGUUUCAUCUCGAUAGAUGGGUCUGAGCAGUGGGGAAGUCCGACAAAUUCCUCUAAAUGGUAUGUUAAUUGGGUUGUUAGAAGAGGUGCGGAGGGAUUAGCGAACGGGGAAAUAAAUUUCAUGGGCAACGAAACGCUCGAUCUUUCACCAUAUCCAGAUAUCGGAGACUUCACACAAGCCACCCUCGCAACCGAACUUAAUCGCGCCGCAAAGUGGGAGAUAGGUCCGCUGGAUUGGAAAAAUGUUCUCAUUCAAAUCGAAGGCACAAAUACGGAUUGGUGUAGUGUUGAUAAACUUAUACUGAGCAAUGCUACUCUUAGUAAUAUAGAAGCUGUCAAGAUAUAUCCGUCAAUUACAGGAAUGACUUGUUUUUUCACGGGGUUUACUGUUACGGAUUCUACGGCUGUGGCGUAGGACUUUGGGAUACUGAGAUAUUGAGGACGAGAGGAGUAGUGGGGAUAUUCUGCUGGAUGUUUCUGGUUCGGAUGAUAGCUUCGGCGUGUGGGCGUAUGGGAAGUUCUAAUCUAUCA